AUGCUCGUUGUUCUAGAUGCGGUUCAACUGACUAUGCGAAUUCUGUCUUCAUUCUUCGCUGUUCUCUUCACGUUCAUCAAUCCGUGCAUGCUCUACAAAGUCGUCUCCGAAUUAGAAUCCUCAUUCUCUCAUCACAUGCCGGAAAAGGUGCGAAUUCGCCUUCUGGAGUCCAUUUGCGCCUAUUUCAUCAGUAAUAAUCUGACCAACAGGCUACGUCUAGUCGUUUACGUGUCCGUGCUGCUGUUCACAGUGCUACAUUUGAUCGCGACCGGCUUAGCCCUCUACGGCCAUUAUUCCUGCCGACCGUCAUUCAUUCGGCCGUUUCUAGUGGACGCAGCUGUGAGCUUCGUGAGUGCCUUUUUCGCUUCCUAUUAUUAUACCUUCUCUAAUGACGCUGGAAUUUUAAUAUGA
This is a messenger RNA of Ostertagia ostertagi, 411 nucleotides long. The record is from the annotation of a GenBank genome assembly. Lineage: Eukaryota; Metazoa; Nematoda; Chromadorea; Rhabditida; Trichostrongylidae.